UGCGAAGAAAAAAUAAAAAUUUAAAUAAGAUGCAUUUUCAAACGAAAAACUUGUAACAAAAUGUGUUGUAACAUUAAGAUAAUCAUAAAGUUAAUGCUAGUGUGUAAAUUUAUUAGAAAUAAUACGAAUUAGUUGGGUAAAAAAGCCCUCAUUCGAAAAGUGGCUGCGGUUAUGUGAACGGACCCAGCCCUGAAAGUGCGAAAAAUCGAAGUCACAACAAAGAAAAUACAGGAAGAAAAAAAUUAUUUUCCAUGUCCAAAGUGCAAUAGUUUUGUGAAAAAGCAUAACAAACUACAGGCAAAUCACUAUGGAGGAUGAGGAAAACGAAAUUAACUUCGGAUUUGCCGAUGCAGGAACAUGGAAUUCCACGGGCCACAUCGCCCUAGAGAAUAUGAAAAUCGAUGCUCCGAUGAUAUGGCUUCUCUGUUCCCUUUUGACUUCUAUAACAUGGGUAACUUAUAUUACCUUCUACAAUUCCCGCUUGAUGGGAAUGUUAAUAACGAAAAUUGCAAAUCGCUGGUUCAUUAAGGGAGCGUUCUUUAAGAUUGGUUCUGUAGCCCUAAAUCCUUUAGCUGGUAAAAUUAUGUUUCGCGAUUUUGUUUACAUAACCUUUGACUAUUCGGUACGAAUACAAGACGGUUAUUUUAUAUUUCGAUGGUGGCGUUCUUAUGUUCCAAAAGACGUAUCCGAAGAUUUGUCUCAUUCGGAUACAAGAUUGUCAGUGCAAUUAAAUGGAUUUGAGUUGCACAUAUAUAACCGAUCUCAGCUUUAUGAUGAGUUAGAGAGAACAUUUGGUUUAAAGCCCUCAGUGCUCAUACCGACUGAUUCUCUUUCCACGGAAGAGCGUGUCAAACUUAAGGAACAUACCAUGAAUAUGGAAAAUGCUCGCCAAAGCAAACGACAAAGUGUUAAACAUUCCGAAGCUAUGAAAGCCACAACGUGGCGUGAUCUCAUACCUGUUAUUAAAAUUGACAUAUGCUCAGGACGUUUUGUAUUUGGCAAUCGUCUGACACCGACAACAUUAUCAAUAUCCAUGGAAGAAGCCCACUGUACAUACAGUACAAAGCCCGCUGUCUGCCGUCUAGAUCAUUUUAUGCAUUUCGUUAAGGCAAAAAUUGAAAGUGCAAAAGUAAUGUUUGCGCCCAGCCCUAAAUAUACAGGUCUUGUGGAUGAACCUCCUCGCUACAUGGGCGAAGGUUUUGUUGUAAUGAUGUCAAACCAGAUGGAUUUGUAUUUUUAUAUGGAUGAGCCGGGAGUGGUGCCCGAAGAGCCUGUUCACAUUAUUUUGGCCAAUGGUGAUAAAGUGGAGCCCCCACCACCCGUUUUGGGUAUCGAAAUCAAAUGCUUGAAAGGCACCGACUUUAGUUAUGGCCCAUGGGCCGACAGGCAGAGAGAUCAUCUGUUUAAAUUCUUCUAUCCUCCCGAUUGGAAAGAAAUGCAAGUAACACCAACACCCAAACCAGGAGAAUUGCGAAGUUAUCAAUGCUUUGACGUCACAUUGUGUGUUCUUAAUGAAGCACAAAUUGAUAUUUUGUUUUCCAAGGAGAAAGAAACCAACGCUAUGCAUAUAACUGUGGGAUCGGCAUCAUGUGUUGAAGUGACUAUUCCCUGGGUCACCCUUGCCGAUGGCUACACUUCCAAAAUUCAAGGUCAAUUGCUUCAUGUUGAAGCCACAACUUCAUUGCAAUAUCGAAGUUUAGCUGAAUUUGAAUCGCUGGAAUACAAAGUCCGCAUACACUAUCCUACCAAAUGGAACGCCCCCCAAAGUUGGAGCAUUUCAUUGUCGGGUUGCAAAGCCACCGCCUAUAUAGUGUACAAGCAUAAAUGUUUCUUUCAAGAUCUCAUCGAAGAUUGGGCAAGCAAAGCCAGACCCGAUAUCUUAACUUUUGUGCCAUAUACAUGUAAAUUUAAUAUACUCCUGAAUGAAUUUGAAAUUCUUACGUUGUGCAAUGAGUACAACUGGAUAGAUUGUUCCAGUGCCAACCAGGAAAAUAACCACUUGGCAUUUUGUGGAGAUGUCUUCGAUAUGAGUUUUGCUUUGCCCUUUGAAGAGUUUUUGCCCAAAACUGUAACGCUGAAGUUUUGGAUACAUGGUGAAGGCUUAGAUUUGAGUCUUUAUGUGCCCGAGGUGUCCUCCACAAAGCCCAUUGUAUUGGCCAUCGAUGAAAAUGCCCGCCUGUUGACCAGGAGCGGUAAGGUAAAGAUCCGUCCUGAAUUGUAUACGAAAAAAUGGCGUAAGAUAUGUCAACGAUCUGCCGGUUGGAUAGAUUGUUGGACAGUGCCUAUUGUGGCUCUCUCAAUACAAUAUGUUUAUCACCCCGCCCCACCCUUGGGCCCGGUUCCUCAAGCUGAUAUUACAACACCUGAAAAAGAAGAAAUUUUGCUCAGUCCCAUGCGGAUACCCAAGACCAGAAAAUCACCUAAUCCUAAUUGGCAAAAACCGGCCGAACAACAUAAAUUCGACCCCUCUACUUUGCCAGCCGAUCAUGUAACAGUUGAACUAGAAAUAGGAUCAUCGGUUUUAAUGUGCUAUGGCAAUGUUUUAAGAAAUUUUAUAAAUCUCAAAGAGAAUAUUUUUGGCGAAGACCAGAACUUUACUGACAUGGAGCAAUCAAAUAUAAAAACGAAAGAAAUUCCCCCACAGCCGCCUAUAAAUCCCAAAGAUCAGUUGUUAUCUAAGGACAAAGAUUUGGCCAACAAAUCUAUAUCGGAAGUUACAGUGCCCGAAGAGAAACAAAAGCCUUUCGAUCCGCGUCUUUAUAGACCCUUGGAAGUGAUUGUGUCGGUUAUAAUUCAUGACAUACAAGCGCACGUUAUGAAGAACUGCAAUGAGAAUGAUCCCCCAUGUCCGGUGGUUCUGAUUGAACGGCUGGGUUUUGAAAUGAACAAACGCUAUCACGAAACCACAUUGCAGGUCUUAGUAAGUCCUUCAUAUUUGAUUACAUCGGAUUUGGUAGUGAGGCAGAAUCGGGAAAGACAUAUCAACCAAGGUCAUUUAAUGUUAUCCGCAGUGCAGGUUCGUGGGCAUGCUAUGUUCAGCAAUGAAGGUUGUGCUUUAGAUGAAGACACUUUAGAAUACUCAUGGUUGAUAGAGGUCCAAUUGGGCAAACUUUCGGGAAAACUCACAUUGCCUCAACUUUUUAAUGUGGCGGUGGGUCUGGAAACCUUGGCCUUGCUGGCUGUGGAUCCAGAAAAUUGUCUCAAAUCACCAAAAACCGUACGAAAUUGUCAUCAUGGUGUACCAAGUAAUCAAUGUCCCCAUACCAAGGAGGAAAAUAAAUAUAAAUGCCCCUCAGCGGAGGAUAUUAAAUAUAAAAUGACAAGAGUUUGUGUUGAUGCAGUGAAUGUAUACUUAAUUGAAAGCGGUACAGCUCUGCAUGCUUGGAUCUCACCUAUUCGUUUGGCUAACUGCAAUCUCCAUGGUCAGCGGGUAAAGUCCGGCAUUUCCGGCCUGUUACCUUCAAUAUCGAUAAGACUGCUUAUGUUAAACGCGGGUUGUACACCCAAUAUGACUAACUCUUAUAAUACAAACACAACUGGCAGUAAUCGUUCUGGGAAACUACGCCGCGCCGACCAAGAGUCAGUCAAAUCAGAUAUUCAUCAUGGUGGCUCUCAUCAAGCCAAAGCCAAACGUAGUUCAAACUCCUUUUCUCAGCGCAGAGACUCUCGCGAAGAAUGUUCGCGUAAAUUGCGUGACAGUUUCUCGGAAUGUCGUCGACCCAAUACAGCCGUAUGUGAUAGUGAGUUUUUUGAAAAUUGGGUAGAAGUUGGUUAUACCUCUCUGGGUCCCAUAUUAUUGGAAGGAGCUUCGGCUUUACCUAUACCAGAUCAUAAACUACAUUUAGUGCAGCAUAAUUUCUUACGGGAACAUGAUAUGAAGUUUAAGCGCUUGUGGUUCUUGUGGUCAAAUUCAUCAACGUCUGGAAAUGUUGCAGGUGUUGCUGAUAUAUCCCGUUGUGGCUGCAUUGGGGGUUGUGCUUUCUUCGGCAGCAAUCGAAAUGGCUUAAAAUUUUUCAAGCCAUCAUCAGAGCAAGAUUCGCAGGAUAAUUAUAAUGUGGCAAGAUAUUUCAUAAUUAAUAACAAUAAGGACUAUGGAUUUGGUGAAAGUAUUUUACAUCAAGGCCAAUUAGUUUUUCAUACACCGCCCUAUAGUUUGCAUUCCGUUUCAUUGCAUGAUUCUGCUGAUUUUACUGGCAAGGGCAAGCAAUAUCGUCCUCCGACUGCGGUUAAUGGUAGUUUAAAAAAAUCUGAUAUAACGGCCAAAGAAUUAAAUUCAAAAAUGAAAUUGGGUGGAGCUUCCACUUUGGACAAAGAUAUGAAUGGACGAAAGUCUAGGGAGAGUAUUGGUUCUCCAAAUACCUUGGAGAGACGCAGUAAAAGAUAUUCAUAUUCCACGCAAAGACAAACGUCAGUUGAAGUUCCCUAUGCGCGUUUACUAGACAGCCCAUCGAAAAAACUUCUUCGACAAGAAUCGGCAGAUUCUCAAGUGAUUGUCUAUCGUAGGGGCUCUGAUACGAAUAAUAAAUCACAAAAUAACACAUUACGUGUAUCGCCACCAAAGACGAGUAUUUCCGACUCACGAUUAACGGGAGAGGUUAACGUUGAAGAUGAUCUGGAGAUUCCUGAUGAGAUGUCUCAUUCAGCACCUCAUUCUCAUCCAUUGGAGUUUGAGAUUGCUGAUAUUAAUAUGCAAUCGCAAUUAGCCCAUCAUGACCUGACAAAUGGCGAACAUUUGACAAGGGAAGUUCAACGAACCAUAUCUCUAACAUCAGAAAAUCCUUCAGAAAUGUUUUUCUCAGCCGAAGAAGAUAUAUCCAAUAUGAUGUCACAACGUGGUUCAAUUAAAAAUCACAAUGGUUCGAUUGUAUUUUCGGGUAAAAAGAGAUUUUCUUCCGAUUUAAGUAUUGGCAAUCAAAAUGAAAAUCCGACGCUUUCUUCUUUAAACACCUACAGAAGUGACUUGGAGAUUCAUGCUCCCGAAACGAACAGUAAAUCUUUAUCGAAACGACCUCAAAGCACCACGGAAUUGAACGAAGACGUCAGACGUAUUCAUGGUCUUGCUACACCAAUCAGAAAACUUACAAAUAUCUCAUCAAGACCUGAGUAUCGACAUUUUAUUCAUGAUGUGGAUUCAAGAGCUUCGUCAUCGGGAACACCCUCUUUGUCAUCAAACUCCUUUAUAUCUGCAAUGUCUUCGCAAGAAGAUGUCGCCCUCGUCAACCUGCAUCAGCAAGUGAAUAGACCUAUUAUUGACUCACCACUGCUUAUGGCCAGCUAUUUAAAUCAUUUGUCUCAAGUGAAAUGUUUCAAUUGGACUUCAUGUUCAUUCCCAUCUGGUUCGGAUGUAUUUUCCACACCCUUAUUCCAUGAGAAUGAUGCAGGAGGUCUUACCUACAUCGGCAGCAGAAUGAUACCACAUUUUGAUUUGUAUUCUGCAUGGCGUGAAAUCCAGGUGGUGCCUCGCUAUGAGAAUACCACCGGUAGUAAUAGCUCAGCCACAUUUAUGAGUGGCCCAAAAUCACAUCCAUGGGAUCCCAGUGUUUUGCUGAAAGAAGAGGAAAGCGAUAAAUCCACAAAUGGUUUUGAUGAUGGCGAAUUUAUGAGUCUGCAAGCAGAAGGAGCGGCAUGUACCUCGGUUGUGGCCCGUCUUAAGGGGCAGGUUAACAUAUUUUUAACACCUUUACUAUUGGAAGGAUUACAAAGAAUGGUGGAAGCGGCCAUACCGACAUUUGCGAAUAUGCACCUGUUAACUGUUGUGAAUUACAUACACUCCUCGUGUAUUGGAAAAGUGAAGAAUGAUAACAUUCUAAAACGUGAUCAAUCUUUGAGUUAUUGGUCUCAGGUGCAUUCAAACUCAAAACGCUCCACAACAGAAAGAAAUCUCUUAGGUCCUGGUGAUUCAUUUCUAAGUGACGUUUAUGAGGAGAGUAUUUCAACAAAGACGCAAGGUUUAAUUGUUUUGCCUAAAGUUAGUAUUACAAUGCUGCAAUCGUCAAUAAUUGAAGAAGUUAUAUCUGUUGCUGCAUUGGACAAUGUUCAAGAUCUCAGUUGUGUGUCCUUGUUGACUUUCUAUAUUGAAGGUGUUUCCACGAAAUUUCAUUUGGGUAAAACAACACGUGCUUCCAUGCACAAUGUUUAUAUACAACAAACUGUGCAAUCCAAUAGUCAUAAAAAAGGUGGCAUUAUGAAGGGAACGCGAGCCCUAUUGGCCCAUCUCUCAUCACAAUCGCGUCCAGAUAAUGUGCAAGGUGAGCCAAUACUUAUCGAAACUUCUGAAAAGCAGUUGGAGGAACUUGUCAUUACUCUUGAUGUGGGUCGAGCUCAUGCUCAGCUAAGACGUUUGAAGACCGAGAGUACCACUGGUCAGGAAUCUCCCAUAAUGGUUACUGCCAUACCAGAACCUAAGAGUAAAGUUUUGUUUGAAUGCUUGAAAAAGACCGACAACACAGGCGUUGAUAGCAUUGGUUACAUAAUGUUCGAAUGCGGUCUUGAAGGUGUUGGUGUGAAAAUCGUCAAACGUUCACAUUUUGAAAAGUCUGAAAAUUCGAAAGAAGAAUUGGCUGAAAUGGCCGAAGAUGGUGUACUAAAUGAUUUGGUGGAAAAUGUCACAGUUACAACAUCGGCUGCAACUAAUAAUACCCACAUUGAUGUGUCUGCAACUUCACGGGCCGAGGCUGCAUGGCGUUUGCUAACUAAGAAACCACCAACACCCAAGACACCAAAAGAGAAAUUCCAAAAUGCUUUGGAAAAUAUCAUAGUAACCGAGCGAGCAGAUCCUGCUUAUGAUAAUCGAAAAUCCACACCGAAACCUGCAGAAGAAGACAUUGAAAAGGGUAAAACACAAGGAAAAACGGGAAAAUCCGAAGGCUUUGAUAAAGUGGCCAAUAAGGAAACGGAUAAGACUUCUUCAUGUGUGAUUGAAUUGAAAUCAGUGUGGCUUAAUUUUGCUGCACCUCCGUGUGUGCCUAUAACGCGAAAAAUUGAUCUAACAAGACUCGAUUGGAAUCUAUUGAGUACAGCCUCGCCGGCUAUAACAGCGUGGAUGAAUCCCAGCAACAGAUUGGCCAUUAAAAUUGUUGCAUUACUUAAGGCCUUGCAUUCCAGACAAACAUCUGUCGCAGCUUGUUUAAUGGCCGAUGCUUUGGAGAAUGAGCAAAUUCAAAGGAAUCCCAAAAUUAAGAAGAGCCGUUAUGCCAAUAACUACACCCUGUUAUCGAAGACACUACAGGAAGAUCCUAGCUGUCAAUUGUGUUUCAUAAUGCAAAAAUUAGUUCUCGAUGAAGGUGUUAAAAAGGUCGAAAGGAUUUUCAAACAAGGAGAUGUACCUCACCUUAACACUUUAAGACAGGGUAUCAUUGUUUUAAGUCGCCAAUGGAAAAACACUCUCUACAAUCCUAUACUGUUUGAACAUCAGUAUAAAAAUAAAUUGGCACGACCCAUUAAUGUCACAUUUUCAUUCCCACAAAACGAAGAGGAAUGCGAGGAUCCUGAAUGUGAAGGUGAUAAUGAUUUAGGGGCUUAUGCUGGUGUUGGAGACAAUCCCGAAGAGAGUGAGAAUGCUUUAUUACUUGGGCAAACACAGCAUCAUCGAACUCAUAUUGAUUCCAACCAAUUUGGUAUGGGCUUCACUACAGACGGCGUAUUACAUGGAUCUCAACGAUCAACAUCGACAUCACCCAAUAUACAUUUGCCCCGCAAAGGCAAAAAUUUACAUAAAGGCUCAACCUAUUCACAUGGAAAUUCUUCCCGUUCCAGCAUUCAAAUGUUGCCCAUAAUAUCGGGUUUGGUGGAUAAACAAACGGCGGAAAUAGAAUAUGGGGCUUUACAAGAGGGCUCUAUAAGUUCCACCAAUUCUGUAAAUAAAUUUUGGUUAGGUCCAUCGGAUAAUCAAAAAGAAGACCUGUAUUUUUGGAUGGCUAAACAACAGGAAAAUAAGAAAAAGGAAGCCUUUGCUGAAAAGGAAAUUUUACGACCCACACCGGUGAACAAAAUGCCAGGAAAUGUACUAAAGCCGGGAAUAAUGCAGGAUUCGAUUACUUUGCUUGAUGCCCAUUUAAUUUUUGAACCUUUACUUACUUGUCUGGGAGUGAUGCCGCAACAAAUGAUCAAUAAGUUUUCCAAUACAGAUAUAUCUUCUCUCGAAAAUUUCGGCACCAAUCUAUCAUUAAUCGGCACUUUUGAUUCCAUACGUGUUGACAUUGUUGUCUCUGAGGCCGGUGACAAAAAUAAGGCUAAAACUACAAAAUUGUCCAGCAAAAAACCCAAUGGAAGGCCAUCUAUAAUGAUGGAUACCCCUUUGUUUUUAUGUGAACGUGUUGGCAUUGAAUUGGAAGUUUUAAAAAUGUCCGAUGGCAUGGUGGACCAGGCUAGGCAAAAUGUCAUCUACAUGUCGAGAAGGCAAAUGAAAAAACAUACAAGUACUGUGAUUAAUUUUAGCAUAAAUAUACGAUUUAUAUCGCAACAGGUCAAUAUGCCCCUUCUGCGUUUACUACAUCAAAUAACCAAUAUGUAUCAAAAUGUUAAGGAUGCCCAAAAUGAGUUCCACGAUCAGCCAGACAUCAGUAAGAAAUCAAAUGCCAAAGACGAAUAUAGCUUGGCGUCGGAGCCCAAUGACAUUAUGCCUUUUGGCUCUGUAACAGAUCGAUUUAAUCACAAUGAGAAUUCCUCAGAUGAACGUUAUGACAAAUUCAAUGAGAUGGCUACCAUGACACAUACGGCGGGUAAUAAAAUGAGACCUCUUAUUCAACUCACUCCCUCGCCUAGUGCUAAAAAUCGACCCCAAUCGUUUGCCCAAAAACUAAGAUCCACUGGAAAAUCGGUAAAGGGCAAGUUGGGCUACACUAAUCUCAAUGAGUCAUCCUCAUCGCCCUUGCGUGAUAGUCCCACCACAUCGGUGUCUGAGCAUCACAUGUUUAAACUCUCAUUGGAAUCCAAAGCCUCUCUGAAUGGUGCUUGCGCAACAAGUGUUAGUGGGGACUAUAAUACCAUGACCAAAAAUGGGUUUACAGCCAUUAUUCCCCCUAUGUUGGAUACACCGAAUUGUUGGAAAACAAUUUUCCAUUUAUUGGAAUUAUAUGGUACCAUGCCUGAGACUAAAACGGUACAACAAAGGAUUUCGUUGACCAAUGAAAAGAAGUCUUUUAGUGCAUACAAUCGACAAGAGACACGUAACGACGAGGAUGAUAUGACUAGUGCUCCAACACCAUUGCCACAGCAUAAGGAAAUUUUCGAUAGUAUAUCGCAGGAGAAAACACGUUUAAUUGUGUUUGGGGUAGCCAAGAUACAUAAAACGAGAUUGUUGGCCACACUAAGUGGGUUGAAAUUGGAAGCGGAAAUUACUACUCUAAAUGGUUCGGCAACUUGGCGUAAAAAAGCCAGACCGGUGUCAUUGGAAUGUUCUUUGACCGGUCAAGUGGGAAGAGCUAUGAUUGUUCUACUGGAAGGAGUAGCUCCAAACCAGCAAACCGUUGUCAAGGUGACUGUGGGUAAAAGUCAGACCCUUUAUUCAAGCCUAACCAAGAGAAGUCGCGACAAAAAUAGCGGCCUUCUAUCCAUAGGUCCUGUCAACAUUGAAAUUCCACAACAUCCAGUCGCCUUGCAUGGCAUGAUGACCCGUUCUUCGAAGCAGCUUUCCUCUACCCUGCAAGAACUUCGAGUGGGGCGUAAUUCAGGACGUACUGCUUCGAGGACCCACAAUGUCGAUGAACCAGAAUCUCCAUUCCAUUCACGUAACUCUGGCUCCAAUAUGGACACUAAGGAGAAACCACAAACUCACCCUCGUAAAUUCAAUACUCACACCCGCUCACAACCUCAGCAAAAUGGUUUAUUACAGCCGCUGGUGAUGCAAUUCAAUGUCCUGCUACAAUCUCUGUCUAUCAAUGCAGCUUUGUUGCCCUCACUGCAGGCCCAAUAUCGUAUGAACCAUGUCAGUUCUACGGGUGUGUCUGGAAAUCGUGCAAAAUUUGUUAUAGAUUUACCAACACAUACGCUGAGUUUUAAUACUAAAAUUCAGGUGAGGAAUGAAAUGAACUUGCCUUCGGAAGCCUGUAUUGCUUUGCCGCCAGUUCACGUUAGCGCUGAGUACAUACCGGAACAUCGCCAGGAUGAACAUGAACGUGUGGAAGGAGUAAUCCUAAGGCAAGGUGGCUAUGUAAAUGCCUCAGCUGAAAUUGGGGAAUUUGAGAGAUGUUUGACAACAGAUUUACUCAAUCAUUUGGUGUUUGUCCAAAAGGUGUUCAUGCGAGAAAUAAAUGAAGUUCUGCAAAAGGUCUAUGGCGGUGAAAAACCCGUACCUUUGUGGUCCGAAGACAGCGACAGCGGCAGUGUUCAAGAGUCUAGCUUAAAACGUAUACUAUUUUCCAUUAACGUUUCAAUGAAACGUAUACAACUGACUGCCACUACGCCCUGUAAUUCGGCAGUGCGUUUUGAAACUGGCACCCUGGAGCUACAGCUUUCGAAUCGUGUUAAGAAUGUGGGCGAAGGCAACGAUCGGAAAAUGUUCGGCAAGGCACACAUAGAUUUUAAUCUUUCGCUUGGUCAACUGAUACGAAAUGUAAUAUUUGAUGAAGCGGAACCUGAGUUUCAACAAUAUGCGUUUUUUCACACAACUAUCGGCUUACGUAAUGCAUUCCAAGAUGAAUUACUUAACGAGGAUAAAGAAUUGAUACUGUUAACGUUAAAACGUCCUUUGGUAUACAUUCAGCCGAUAGCUGUUGAUAAGGCCAUAUUAGUGUGGUUAAAUUACAAAAAUGCCUAUGAAUACUGGGCGGAGAAGAGGGCAAAUUUGAGUUAUGAAAGUGCUCAACAAUCACAACAGGUCUUUGACAGAGUGGCUUUUGGUCAAUUUAGCAACAUUGCAAGUUCCAAUUUAUCCACGUUAUUCUUGCAAUUGACAGUGGAGGACAUGGGCAUAUGUCUGCCUCUUAAUCAAGUGGCGAAUUCUUGGGGCACCAGAUCUUAUCAAGAUUUCGAGCCUAAGGGAGCUGUUGUUAUCACCUUAGAGAACACCAUAAUAUCGGCUUGCAACUCCGGUUCUCUUGUUUCGAAAGGAAAAUUCCAAGGUCUAUGCUUGCGUUUUGCGGAUGAUUUUGAGACCACACUGGAUGACUGGAAGCCAAAUUCAAGUGAACCUAUAAUGAAUGUUUGCGUUGUCUCCGAGGGUACAUAUGAAGUCUGUUCCCGUACAACCGCUGCGAAGAAAAAUGAAAAUGCAAAAUGGCUUCUAAAUGUAAAAUGGCAAAUGGAGGGAGUCGAUAUACAUUUAGACAUCAACAUUGGCAAACAAUUGUCAUCCUUGGGUCACACCCUCACCAUGUUGACAGGAUUCGAAGAUGAAGAAACCAAUCUUGACUCACCGGACAGUGAUGAAGAGGAAAAAUCUCAGCGUGAUACCUUUGGACGUCGUAGGGAAUUUGAGAAUCUGCCACCGUUUGUUUUUGAUCCUACCAUCGACUCGAAGAAGCGUUCGUUUAUGAUGGAAAAGGAGAUGGCCGAACAAUUGAAAAUUAUCAACGAUUUGCGUACAUUGGGGGCAACCCACAAUACCAUAGCCCAUGAGGAGCGAAGAUUGCAGGAACUACAGGCCAUAUGCUAUAAAUUCUUUAGGCGCGAUAUGAUUCAAAAAUGGAAGAGACCUUCAAUGCGUAGAAGCAUGAAAUCUUCACAAAGGUCCAUCUCGUUUAUUGGAUCUCAUCGUGAUCAUAUAGAAGAUGGCUUGGCCACUUAUUCGGGCAGACGUUUAGAUCCUAUAGCAUCAAAUGAUGAAAUAUCGAGUCUGCAAUCAACCCCGGCCUCCUGUCACUCUAGAAGUGCCUCACUUCGAACUACAGGUGCUAAUAGGGUAACAUUCUCUGAGACCAUGCGGCAAACUUCCUUGCCAAAUGCUGAUAGUGACGAUGAACCACAAAGCACUAACUCGCAGGAUGGGCCGACUGACACACCUCCCAGCGAAAUUGAUAUCGAUGGCACCUCAGUGGAAAUGAGGCGAAAACAUCAGUACCAACAGAAGCAACAAGAGCCCAAUAUCGAUUUUGAGCUGGACAUCAAAGUUUUGGUUAAUUCAGGAAAAUGCGUUUUGCACACCAAAGAGACAACAGACGAUAAAUUCUUUGUAUCGGGACCCACUACAGUGAAAACCCAUAAACGGGAGCGAAGUGUUGGUUAUGAUUGGGGAAGUCCCACACCAUCUCGCAGACACAGAGAUAAGAGCAAGCUGCGCUAUAAUCCUUCUAGUGCAGCAAUGCUUUCAGACUUAACCAUAUUCCAUAUACCCGGUUUGGAUGUGAAGUUGCACUAUCAGUCAAGGACGGUUGAGCAUAAUUUAAACGAAAGUUCCCGGUUGGCCAGUACCGAUAGCCAUCAAUCAAUGAUGUCCGGUACAAACAGACGUCUAAGCACUAAAAGAGCUUCUCUGUUUGCUUGGAUGACAUUGCAAUCCAUACCCGAGGAGACCAUUAUUUCACCACACAUCUUGGAGUUCUUGGAACAAACCCUGGAACCCAUACCCACAAAGGCUGAACAGAGUAGCGGUUCGCAGACACCCUCAAAUAAUGCCGUCAAUUUGGAUAUAUUACCUGCCAAUUAUGUGACAUAUGCCUCAUUUCCAGUUGAUGUCAUUGUCUAUUUCCAUAUGCAGCCAUCGACUUUCCGCUUCUCUUGUUUACCCGUUUCAAGGGUGGAAUGUAUGUUGCAAUUGCCAAGUCUGGAUAUAGUCUUCUCAUCGAAACGCUCAGCUGAUGAAGAUAACCAAAAUCCCUUCGACAACAACCCCAAUACAGCAACACCUUCUUCAACUACAACAGGCAGCGACAAGGAUAAGGACAAGGAUAAGACACCUCAAGGAGGGCUUAGUGUUACAGGCUGCUUAGCAGACUUUAAUGUCUAUAUAUUCCAUCCUUAUGGUGGCAAGAAAACAAACAUCAAAGAGGCCCAAUUUUCUCCCUUGACUGAUUCGGAGAGAAAGGAUUCGUUGAGCAUCAAUGUGGAGUUUGUAAAAUUCCACAUUACCAGAUGUCGCAAAGUCUACAUAGAACCUUCAGCUUCAUCGAAGAGGUCGUUGGAUCAGUCAAAAGCUGUGGUAAGAUUCUCUACCAUCGUUGAUAUAGGCAGUGCUUCGUUUAAAUAUGAUAUGCGGCGUUUAACGGAAAUUUUGGCAUUCCCCAAAGCCUGGUACCGCCGCCGUAUUGUGCGUCGUUUGUUCCUGGGUGACCUAAGUGUGCAGCAAACUAGCAAUGACUUUGAAUAUGCCGGCACGCCUACGACGCCCAAAGAUUUCCAGAGAACUAAGACUCCGGAUAAAUCACCAGCUGAUGCAUUUUACGCCAGGGAAAAGAUGAAAUUAAAUUUGGAAAAUUCCAUGCAGACACCAACAUCUUCAGCAAGUGCCAUAAGGAAAUUGAAAUCAUUGGGAAAAUCCUCCAGCAAUGAAUCGUCCAGUACACCACCUUCAGAGAAGAACCAGAUUACCGCUUGGGAAACUUUGGUUCUAUUUGCCGUGAACUUUACCAAGCUGAAUGUUCAAAUGAACAUGGGCAAUGUUAUGGGUAAUGUGGUGUGGCUUACAAAAGAUUUCCAAUCAGAUGGGCGACUUUCCAUUGGCAGUACGGGCUAUAAGAAUAUGUAUAUUGGCAUUUACUUGGGGGGUUCUUCUUUGGAUGCCAAGGGUGGCAUUGUAGGUGGUAGUUUUGAAGUGAAUAAAAUCAAUAACCGUUUUCACAUUAAAGAGGAGUCUGGCGUUGAACCAUGUCACACAAUUCGUUUGAGUUUUAUGGCGCUGGAGCUACGACUGGAUUACAUGGGCACUUCGGUGCUAAUGACAAGAAUAAGUUCCUUUUCGGCAGCUAUGAAGGAUGAGUGGAAAACAUCUCUGUUGAAAUCGUGUGCUACCGACGAUGCCAGUGUCGCUCCCAAAGCAAUAAUAUUCGUGCAUGGAGACCUUUCCUGGGAUCAGCUGCAAAUCAUGAUAUCCAAAUCAACUACUGCCGAUUUACUUAAAAUGUAUUACAAACUGGAAGAGUUUUUCACUCAGCAAUUUAAAUCAUCAAAACGUGUGUUCUCCAGUCUGGAGCCACGACUGCAUGAACGCAAUACCAGCAUGAAACGUCGCCAACAUAUGAAGAAGAAGAUUAGUGGUGGUGGUGGUGGAAAUGAGGCCCCAUGCCUUGACAUUGGCAACACCGAUGCUCGACACCAUAGGCAUUGGCAGAAGCCCCUGGAGAUUGUGGCAGGCCUCGUUGUGCCCACAUUGGUAACACGACUGCCACGUAAUGGUAAUGUUUUAGGUGGCUCCGUUAAACUACAUGGCAAUAACAUCUCAUUGGCCUGUUUCCAUGGCAUUAAUUUCAAAUCAAAGUCAUGGGCUUUGUUCAGCCUAAAGUCGCCAUUUAUUAACUUCACUACUGAGGCCCAUCAGGAUUCAGACACCAGAGAAGUGUUUGUAACACAAACAUUAACCUCAUGCUUGGGCCAGAACGCUGAGGGUCAACAACAAAAUCAUUCAAUGGCUAUUGUUAGUCGUAUUUCGAGAAAUAUUGUAUUUCCACCACAAUUUAAGACAUUGAAUGAAUGGUUCCAUUAUGCAUUUGCUAAUAGCGAAAUUGAUGCUGUUGAUCGAUUCCCCAUUUUGGAAUGUGAUCGCGAAAUAGCUUCGAAUUCCAUAGAGCGUGCCAGAUCAGCCAGUUCCUCUACUGCCAGUUCCACCAAGUCGCAGGAUCGUGAAGUAAUAUUUGCCUUGCCAAGUCUUCACUUACAUUUUAGAACUGAGCACAAGCAAGGACCCUCUACACCACAGCCAUCAGAUAUAAAACCAGAAGUUAUCUGCAGUUUUACUACAGAAUUCGAUGAUCACAUAUUUGUGACUGUUGAUGCUGAUGCUUUCUUCUUUUUGCAUGAUUUAAUAACAUCCUAUGUCAAAGAAAAGGAAAAAGUGAUCGGAGCUCAGUCUGCGCGUGCUGCUUCGCCGAAUUUAUCUCAAAAUCUAAAACAUCAACUGAAACCUUAUGUCGCCGAUGAAAUUCACAAAGAACCACAGAACUUGCAAUCAAACUCAAAUACCUCAUCGGCUUCAAAUACUCUCUCAUCCAAAAAUGCAAGUUCUACAGCACUGGAUAUAAAUCAAUCGCAACAGUCCAUGACAGCACAACAUUUGACAAGUAGUAAUCACAACAUAAACAACGAUACCAAAGACUCAACAACAAAUAAAGCAUCAAACAUUAACAUGAAUCCAACAAGCACCGCUGCACCAAUUCUCUCCCACACUAACAGUAAUAGCGCCACAAGUGCGACAGCGGCAUCUGCAAGUAGCAGUCAAAAUCAACCAUCCACGUCUCAAAAUACAGCAACUGGUGAUAGUAGUAACGAUACAGAUUUAGAAUCAUUUUUCCGUGAUUGGCGGCAUUUCGAGUGCCAGACAUGGCAUUUGGAGCCCACGGUGCGCAUUUUAUAUUGGGCUGGUAAAUCCAUUGAACCAUAUGGCAUUGAUUACAUACUCAACAAGCUGGGAUUCAGCCAUGCUCGAACCACCAUACCCAAAUGGUUGCAAAGGGGUUUCAUGGACCCCUUGGACAAGGUACAGGCUUUAAUGAUGCUGCAAUUGCUUAAUAUGAUUAGGGAAAAUAAACAAGAGUCUAGCACGAAAAAUAACAAAAAUUAAGAGAAAAAUAAAUUAUAUCGAUUGAGAUAAUACAUAUACUACAGACUAUAGCUUGAAAUUAGUUUCGAAAUAUUACACAUACAUGUGGUAGUUUAAACAGGCAUACAUAAUUACAUGCAUAUACCAUAUAUAAUACCAAUACCAAGUAACUUUUAUGGCAAUAUAUAAUAUAUAUACCUACAUCUAAUAGUCCUGACUCUCUUACUCUAUAUAAAAUUCUCUUAUAUCGUUUAAUCGAUCUUUUUUCUAACGAAGAUCCCUGUGUUAGUUUAAUCCUUAAGCUAUUAGUUGAAAUUUAAAUAUAUAUUUAUAACUUUGUAUAAUGUAUGUAAGCUUUUGUAUAAGAUUAAUAAACAAAAAAAAAACUAAAAAAGAAACGAAAAAAGAACAAUGCGAGAGGUGAUGUUAUGUAUUCGUAGCCAUUUUCUACUUUCAUUGUCUAUAUACCGUAUAUACACUUAUAUAAAUAUUUAAAAAAAAUACCUAUUUACUACUGGAACAAACUAAUACUCGAAGUAUUAAUGUAGAGGAAAAUCAUUAUCAAAAAGAAAAAGAUCAAGCAUCAAAGUAUCUACAAUUUAUAUAUAUUAAAUAAUUUUUUAGUAUUUAAUUAGCCAAAAAAAUAUAUUCUGCCUUUUUUGUAUUGAGUUUUGUUUGUUGAAUAUUCCUUAGCAUAUUUUUUAGUUUUAAAUUUUUUUGUUUGUUUUAAGUGAAUGUGAAGGUAACCCAUUUUAAUUUAUAUAAAAAA
Stomoxys calcitrans (stable fly) is the source of this 16397-nucleotide messenger RNA. RefSeq names its product bridge-like lipid transfer protein family member 1 (gene tweek). NCBI's taxonomy places the organism in Eukaryota, Metazoa, Arthropoda, Insecta, Diptera, Muscidae. The transcript has 32 exons. Gene Ontology annotation, biological process: synaptic vesicle endocytosis. The coding region runs from base 308 to 15649 and encodes 5113 amino acids. The record is from RefSeq and is a predicted model, not a curated record.